AUGUCUACCGCUAUGACAAGAUUUCUUUCUCCAAGAUACGUUGUGCCUUUCAUUGGCGCCACCGCCUCACUUGGCCUCGCCUACCACUACUCCACUCAAUCCUUCAUUAGAAAUGAAACUGGUAAAACUUUCACCGGUGGUGAUGAAUGGAUUGACUUGACCUUGAAAAAGGCCGAGCAAUUGAAUCACAACACCAAGCACUUGAUCUUUGACUUGAAAGAUAAGGAUGAUGUUUCAGGCUUGGUUGUUGCUUCCAUGUUGAUGACUAAGUUUGUCACUCCAAAGGGUAACAAUGUCAUUAGACCAUACACCCCAGUUUCAGAUGUCGACCAGAAAGGUGAUAUUGAAUUUGUCGUUAAAAAGUAUGACGAGGGAAAAAUGUCGAGCCACAUUCACGACUUGAAAGAAGGUGACACUCUUUCAUUCAAGGGUCCUUUCGUAAAAUGGAAGUGGGAACCAAACCAAUUUAAAUCAAUUGCUUUGAUUGGUGGUGGUUCUGGUAUCACCCCAUUAUACCAAUUGUUGCAUGCCAUCACCUCAAACCCAGAAGACAAGACUAAGGUUCAAUUGUUUUACGGUAAUCUUUCUCCUGAUGACAUUUUGAUCAAAGAUAGACUCGAUGAAAUUACCAAGAACAACAAGGAUCAAGUUAAUGUAACUUACUUUGUCAAUGACAAGAAGGGUCAAGAUUUUGAUGGUGAAGUUGGUUUCAUUACUAAGGACUUUUUACAAAAGCACUUGGACAAACCAAGUCCAGACACAAAGAUUUUCGUUUGUGGACCUCCAGGUUUGUACGAUGCUAUCUCAGGUAACAAGAAGUCGCCAUCGGAUCAAGGUGAAGUCACUGGAGCUUUAGCUGACUUGGGCUACACCAAGGAACACGUUUUUAAAUUUUAA
Molecule: messenger RNA, 897 nt
Organism: Lodderomyces margitis
Lineage: Eukaryota; Fungi; Ascomycota; Pichiomycetes; Serinales; Debaryomycetaceae
Gene: MCR1
Product: cytochrome-b5 reductase
Exons: 1
Coding region: 1-897 (298 amino acids)
Biological process (GO): ergosterol biosynthetic process
Molecular function (GO): cytochrome-b5 reductase activity, acting on NAD(P)H
Source: RefSeq, a predicted model, not a curated record